Molecule: messenger RNA, 771 nt
Organism: Sphaerulina musiva SO2202
Lineage: Eukaryota; Fungi; Ascomycota; Dothideomycetes; Mycosphaerellales; Mycosphaerellaceae
Exons: 2
Coding region: 1-282 (93 amino acids)
Source: RefSeq, a predicted model, not a curated record
AUGGCUUUCUAUACGCACGCGCAACACACUGGUGCCUGGCACAUGUCCACAUUCAUUCACCCACAGCUUUCAUUCACUCACCUUCGCGCUUUCACUGGAAAGACAUUGAUGCCUGAGGCGCCUGUUGCCACCGAUGCAGCGGCCCAUCCUCGCGCUCAAGUCGGCGGCUGCGAGAGUUCACCUCACGCUUACGCGCCUGUCCGCCCCCAAGUUGCUCCAGCAUACCACGAUCAUGUGGCAACAUUCAGUAGCAAGAGCCUGAGCGCCGCCUGUGAUCAGUGAAGACAACACAAGAAGACGGUUGCCCGGUCGUGAAUCUGUCCAAGACGGCGACUCGGGACACACUAGCGAUCACUGUGUCACCGUGUAGAGUGGUACAAUAACAGUCACGACAACGAGUGAACAGUGCAGUGAGGGCGGACAAUCGCCACUUUGGGAAGGAGCGAGACGCCUCACUUGCAAUGGUACGUUCGAGGCAAUCUCCACUUCCAUCUUGCCACACUGCAACAUCAAAUAUCUAUUGAUUGCAACAUCGGCGACCGAUACAGACAUCACGGCACCACUUCUGAACAUGACUCCGGACAGGACGAGGCGCCGGGACUGGGUGUUGUCACAGCUUGCACAGUCGCCCACGAGUGAAAACCCGUCUCCGGGUACUAGCGACGAGGAGGAAAACGAGCGGCGGGUGAGUCUCAGCGUUCUGGAGGCAUGGCGAUUGUCUUUGACUAAAACCCGAGCCGACCAAGGCGACAAGCUGGAAGACAGACUCAG